Molecule: messenger RNA, 327 nt
Organism: Entamoeba invadens IP1
Lineage: Eukaryota; Evosea; Mastigamoebida; Endamoebidae
Product: DNA polymerase epsilon subunit C, putative
Exons: 1
Coding region: 1-327 (108 amino acids)
Biological process (GO): transcription by RNA polymerase II; negative regulation of transcription by RNA polymerase II; positive regulation of transcription by RNA polymerase II
Cellular component (GO): nucleus; negative cofactor 2 complex
Molecular function (GO): transcription corepressor activity; protein heterodimerization activity; core promoter sequence-specific DNA binding
Source: RefSeq, a predicted model, not a curated record
AUGACACUACUGCCGUCUGCUCGUGUCAAACGGAUCAUGCAGGAGGACGAAGACGUUGGAAAAAUGGCGUCGAAUGUCCCGUUAGUAAUUGCUCGCGCCACCGAACUCUUUCUCAUCGAUUUGAUCAAAAAGACAAACGCAAUUGCCGAAGAGAAGCAAUCAAAAUCCAUUAAUUUGUCGCACCUCUGUGAGUGUGUCAAACAGAACACGGCCUUUGAUUUUCUCGUCGAACUUGUUCAGAACAAAAUGGCUGAGAACCCACCAGAGGAGAGAAAGAGAGCAAAAAAAGACGAAAAGGAUGCAAAAACCAAAAAGGAAGUUGAGUGA